Messenger RNA from Cetraspora pellucida, 196 nucleotides. The record is from the annotation of a GenBank genome assembly. Lineage: Eukaryota; Fungi; Glomeromycota; Glomeromycetes; Diversisporales; Gigasporaceae.
UUUACCUAGUUCUAUCCUUAGCAGAAUUAUUCAUGAAAAUGAUAUAAUUGGAUGUUCUUCUGGUCAUGGCCCUGUUUUCGGCAGUCAUUUCUAUAUGAAGGAUGAUAAUAAGUCAUGGGUAUAUCGUCAUAUUCCCAAACGUUAUGAAAAGCAACUCAUAGCUAAUAAGCUUUAUCUUUUAAUUGAUGAAUUUGAA